Messenger RNA from Scomber scombrus (Atlantic mackerel), 2153 nucleotides. Its product is annotated as elastin-like. Bases 1 to 651 code for a protein of 216 amino acids. The record is from RefSeq and is a predicted model, not a curated record. The transcript has 14 exons. Lineage: Eukaryota; Metazoa; Chordata; Actinopteri; Scombriformes; Scombridae.
AUGAAACUGGUACCUGUUGUCUUUUUGGCAGGGCCCACGCCUAUUGCCACAACUGGCAAGGCCCCAGAGGUCCCACAGCCCAUUGCUGGUGGAAUUAUUCAGCCAAGUGCUGGAACAAGCGUUGGUGGAGCAGGUGUUGCACCCUCUGGUGUUGCACCCGGAGUCCCACAACCUGGAGGUAUUGGCGUUGGUGUUGGCACAGGGGGCAAACCACCUAAACCAAUCUUACCAGUUCCUUAUGGUGCUGGUACCGGCCCUGGAAUCGGAGCGGGAACGCUGCCUGGAGCGAAACCUUUGAAACCUCCAGCAGUGGGUGGAGGAGGAAUCCCACUGGCAGCAGGAGGUGGGUACCCUACUGGUGUUGGACUGGGAGGUGCUGGUGGCGGCGCUAAAGCACCCAAACCAGGCUAUGGCAAUCUUGGAGGUGGCGGUGGAUAUCAGCCAGGUGCAGCUCCUGUCGUUCCUGGUUAUGGAGGAGGUUACCCCCAACAGUACUACCCAGGUGGAUAUGUACCAGCCCCACUGACUCCUCAACAAGCCAAAGCAGCCAAGUAUGGUCCAUUGCAGAGCUUCCUCGGUGGUGGAGGAGGAGGGGCUUAUAGAGGUGGAGUCGCAGGAUGCCAGGGAAAAUACUGUGGGAGGAGGAAGUAGAUGAUCUCUUGAGACAGUGUGACCUCAAGAAACCAUGGUGCUACUGCAUGAUCUAGAAUGUACAUUUUAUAUGCGAAUAAAUCCCCAUUAGACAACAUGUAAAGCCCAUUUUUUAAUUACUUGCUUUAUUUCAAUGUCUGUUUUUAUACAAACCCACCGAUCAAGAAUUUUGUACACGUUCGGACAUGACAUUUGUUAUUGAUAGUGCCUUUAGUCAUUACUGUUAAUUGGCUUUAAUUCCCCCUUACUGCACCAGCCUACUUAAAAGUGUGUGUUUUUGUCACCAUGUGUUGCUUGUUGUUGUGCAUAAAUGUGUGCUGUGUGUGCGUGUGGUUUGCGCAUGUGGUUGUACUGUUGUGCAAAGGACUGUCUGAACCAUCGGCUGCCAAUGUGACCUUUUGAAUGAUUUCCAUUUCUAUUUAAUCCUAAAGCAAGGUGACCUGUCCUCACACUGUCUCACCUCACUGUGUAGAGCCUGUCACCUCUCUGACCUGCAAGAUGGGCUCGGGUUGGUCGAGGCCUGUCCGAAAACGGAUGAAAUCCGACCAAUCUCAGCAUCGUCUAUGCAUCUCCGUCUUCUCUGCUGCUAUUUUUAGGUCUGCUGGGUAUAAAGCAGCGGGAUUCGGGGCUCCGGCCGACCCAUCUGCUCUCAGUAAUUUUGCUGAUUCUAGUUGCUAUGCAGUUCAGUUUUCUCAGCAUUUUUUAUGUUGCCAAACGUGCGAUUUAUGAAGAGCAGCCUCUGUUCUGAUGGUAGCUGAAGACAAUCAAAAAGUGUUUGAUUCAGUAAAGGAGGUUUCAAAAACAGUGUUGCCAUUUUUUGCUUUUAGCUCCAGGUAGAUUAGAUAUCAUUCAUGUACAUUAUGUAUGUGUGAUUAUGUGUCACUGUCCAAAGGUGCUCAAUUGUUUAGUCUUAUUUCAACAGUUAUUUACUUGUAUGUAACUUGUCAUUACGUGAUUAUUCAAGCUUUUUUUGCACCAUGCUUUGACUCAUAGCUUUAUUGUUAUCAGGAAUGUGUGAACAUACAACAAAAACAAUCCUUUGCUUUUGCAUUUAUUCACUGUAAUACAGUAGUACAAUUGUAAUACAGAAAAUGUUUGAUGGGUGAGCCUAUGUGUUUAGUUUCAUAUGAGGCAAAAGCCCCCGUUGUUCUUUAUUUACUUGAGCUGCUUUUAAAAAGGCUUUACUGACCAAAGGUUCAUGAGCACUGUCGCCAAGUGAUCCCAUCUCUUUCUGUAAUUGUGUACUGUAUUUUGUACUAAUUUGGUGUUAGCUGGCUUCAGUUCCACCACUCGGUGCUGUGUGCGAACUAUAUUUGAGCCUCACGGGGUCAGACCUUGUCUUAUGUGCCGUGGGAUACUCUUCAUCUUUAUUUAAAACUGUUUUUUAUAAGGAGGAACAGUGUGGUUUUGCACUUUUUAUAUUUCCACGACAAACAUGUGACUUGUUCGCGGACAUCCUGGCUUUUUUAUUUGCUUCAUUAAAUAACAGAAUAAAAUGUGUU